Molecule: messenger RNA, 7639 nt
Organism: Seriola aureovittata
Lineage: Eukaryota; Metazoa; Chordata; Actinopteri; Carangiformes; Carangidae
Gene: cckbra
Product: cholecystokinin B receptor a
Exons: 5
Coding region: 341-1705 (454 amino acids)
Biological process (GO): neuropeptide signaling pathway
Cellular component (GO): membrane
Molecular function (GO): neuropeptide receptor activity; gastrin receptor activity
Source: RefSeq, a predicted model, not a curated record
GUUGCCUUAGCAGCGCAGCUUCAUUCCUCCACAGUCCGCUGCUGGGAGCGCCGCGCCGCGCUGCGCCUCACGGGGUUUCCCCUCGCACCACUUCACAAGAAUGAAAACUGUCACACUCCGGUUAGUCUUCACUUAUUCCCGCAUUUAAAAAAAAAAAAAAAAAAACUCAACUUUGGAGGGGGUUUCUCUUCCCAAGUUUUACAACGACCCCCAUCUCCCCCCGUUCUCCGGCUGUUAUGAAGAAAAAGGCGACGGCGACAAGUUGAUUCCCUUUGCGCGGCUCCCGUCUUUAAAGAAGCCCGUGCAGGUGUGACUAAGCCCGCUGCUGCCUACGGAGAGGAUGGCUCUGCCGGCGGUGAACGGGAGUGCGCUGCAGGUGUCGGCGGGCUGCGGGGAGCAGGGGAACCUCAGCGUGGAAGUUACCGAUUAUAACGUGAGCUGCACGAACAACUCCGUCCUCCCCAGACCGACCGCCAGAGCCAGAGAGAUGGACUCGCUGCGUAUCCUCCUCUACUCGCUCAUCUUCCUGAUCAGCGUCUUCGGAAACCUGCUGAUCAUCGUGGUCCUGAUGCUGAACAAGCGCAUGCGGACCGUCACCAACUCCUUCCUGCUGUCGCUGGCGGUCAGCGACCUGAUGAUGGCCAUCUUCUGCAUGCCCUUCACCCUCAUCCCCAACAUCUUGGAGGACUUCAUCUUCGGAGCCUCCAUGUGCAAGACCGUCACCUACUUUAUGGGAAUCUCUGUCAGCAUCUCCACCUUCAGCCUUGUGGCCAUUGCCAUCGAGCGAUACAGCGCCAUCUGUAACCCGCUGAAGUCUCGUGCGUGGCAGACCCGAUCCCACGCUUACCGCGUCAUCGCCGCCACGUGGGUGGUGUCGCUGCUCAUCAUGGUGCCAUACCCGGUGUUCAGCGUCCUGAGGUCUUUCUCUAAGACCAACAGUACCGUCGGCCACAUGUGUCGCCUGGACUGGCCCAGCGAUCAAGCCGAACAGACCUGGUACGUGCUGCUGCUGUUCACUCUGUUCUUCGUCCCCGGAGUGGUGAUGAUUAUAGCCUACGGUCUGAUCUCCAGAGAGCUCUACCGAGGCAUCCAGUUUGAGCUGAGCCAGAACGCGGAGACCACCGGACAAAAGAACGGCGUGAGCAGGGCUGUGACGGGGUCCAAUGAUGACGACGAUGGCUGCUACAUCCAGGUCGCUAAAAAACCCGCCUCUGCUGUCGAGCUCCCCACCCUAUCUGCCUCAUCUGCCGUCGCCACCCAGGCCAAACCUGAGCGCGCCCGCAGCAACACCUCGAAGGCCAAGCUGCAGGCCAAGAGGCGAGUCAUCCGCAUGCUGAUGGUGAUCGUAGCGCUCUUCUUCAUCUGCUGGAUGCCGCUGUACUCGGCCAACACCUGGAAAGCCUUUGACCUGAAGUCAGCCUCCAAAGCCCUCUCAGGAGCCCCCAUCUCCUUCAUCCACCUGCUGUCCUACACCUCCGCCUGCGUCAACCCCAUCAUUUACUGCUUCAUGAACACGCGCUUCCGCAAGGCCCUGCUGUCCACCUUCGCCUGCUGCUGCCGCAAUCGGCUCUGCCGCCAGUGCUGGUGGUGCAGGAAGAGGGAGGGAGGAGAAGACGGCAUCACCGGCACCUCCAUGGCCACGUCGAUGGCCACCUCCAUGUCCAAGUUCAGCUACACCACCGUCAGCACCACGGGCACCUGCUGAGCCUGGAGGAGUGCUGGGUGGUCACAUCGGGCAGCGGCCACUGUGUGCACCAUCUGUUUUUUCAAUCCUGUUUUUCACUCUUAAUCGUAACAUGCAUUGAGUCAUGCGCUGAGUAAUACCCCUGCCCUGGUUUCUGAGGUCUUUUUAAAAGGUCUUGUUCAAGUUCCAUGUGAAUGGUUGCAGAAUGUGAGGCUCGGGAAAAACGCAGUUUCAGUUUGGUGACGUUCCUUUUCUUCUGUUUAAGUGGCAGCAUCUGCUUUGUCGCAUUGUGAAGAGAACAUCAAGUGCCUGUGCUCUUUGUGUGGCUUCGUCAUGGCAGAUUGUCGACGGACGUUUUAGUGGAAAACUUCUCCUGUGUAUGUGUAAAUAAUGUCCGUACGUUCUGACUGUGCCAAAGGUGAAGACAUACUGCUCAACAGUGACGACUCAGUAUGGAUUUCAGCUCCCUUUGUGUUUUAAUGUUGCUUAACCUUCAUUCAUGUAGGGCAGUGGUUCUCAACCUGGGGGUCGGGAGAUUAUUUUCAGGGAUCACAAGACGGUUUUCAAAAAUAAAUAAAUAAAUAAAUAAAGGAAUUCAUAAGUAUUUGUAUGCCUCUGCGCCGGUGACAAUCAGAGCCGGAGGCAUAUUGUUUUUGGGUUGUCCGUCCGUCCGUCUCAUUCUCGUGGACACGAUGUCUCAAUAACAUCUUAACGUAACUUCUUCAAACUUGGUAAAAACAUUCACCUGGACUCAAGGACGAACUGAUUAGAUUUUGCCGGUCGAAGGUCAAAGGUCAAGGUCACAGUGACCUGACAAAAACCCUUUUUAGCGAUUACUCAAGAAUUCACGGAGCAAUUAUGUAAUCGCAAAUAUCUUAUAUGACUCUGGAUAAACAGGGAUGGAACCUGGAACUAGUUUGAGUGGCGGAAGGAUACAACUAUGAGGCGGUGAUUGUAUUUUGAGAAUGAUUUUUCCACUGAAUCUCUCACACCAAUGUUAUAAAGUAGUCAUUAUAAGUGGCAGGUGCUAAAUAUGAUGCGAUGGCUUCACGAAAAAAAGUCUGCCAGUUCAAGAUGCGGUGCAAGAAGAGAUGGGUGAAGCUGGGCCAACUGAGAGUAACGUUACACUGUCAAGCUCAACUGAAAAACGUAAACCCAAACUUAAAUCUAUGGGGGGGGGGGGUCGUGCUCAAAAAGGUUGAGAACCACUGAUUUAGGGGAUCUCUCACUCUCUCAGCUAUCAGAAUUAUAUUAUUGAAGGCUACACCAGGUAACUGUGGACAUUUGGCAUUUCUGAAAUAGCAAAGAAAAGCUUCUUGUUUACAUGUGAGUAGUGUUUUGCUCUUACUGUGUUAUGUUUCAUCUCCUCUUAUGUGUAAAGACGAUUUUCUGCAACUAUACAAAAAAAGAAACUGAUUCAUUCAGGUGAUUCUGUUUGCUCCUUCGUUUGCAGAACCACUUUGUGAUUGAGGAUGAUAAGGCAGGUGCAUCUUUGCGGGAGCAUUUUAAAGAUAAACAAGAAUCUAGCCUUAUCUCCUGGUGUGCAUUAAUAAUGCAAUUUUCUUGUGUUGAUCCACACCGUGUUAUAACAAACUUCAGUCUCCGAUCAGCGCUGCUACAAAUGUAUGUUGGAUACUGAUGCAGACAUCAACUUUAGGAUGUGAAUUAGCAGAAAAAGUGCACACAGUUGCUCCAUGAAAGGCUGAUCACACUUGUUGUUGCUCCAGUCUGCCCCCGCUACCCUGGCACAAGAAAAGUGCUUUAGUCAAACACACCUUCUCUGCUCAAUUAUCUCUGUGGCUCUGUGGUGUCUUUUAUGUGCUCUCCCCCUGCCCUCCGCCGCAGUGCUGCCAAUUACUCUAAGCGUUACCUAAGUACAAAGCCCCCGUUUCCAGGCUCAGACUAACGAGGUGUUUCUCAGGGACCCUCUCCUGCAGUGUAAACCUCACGACUUUGCCUUUGUGAGCCAGAUAACAAACAUUACCCGCUCACUCGCUCCAUCCGAGCCCUUCAGUUCUUUGAAAAAUAAUAAUAACAACAAACUUGAUUUAUAAAGAACCUUUACGCAGAGCAUGUAGCUCAAAGUGCGCUACGAGAAGAGGCAGACAGAAAAGAAAAUGGUUGGUACAUAACUAACGUGACAUUAAAACUAGUAGUAAAAUAUUAAAUUGGAAUAAGAAUAAAAGCAGCAAUUUUAAUGAAAUCUGAAACUUUAAAGGAAUAUUUUGGGAGUUCCCUUUCAUGGCGGUUGAGCGAGAGCCAGGAGAGAGUUAGUCUACUUAGCAUGAAGGCUGUUAGAACAUUUGUUAGAUCAAAUGGAGCAUACGUUCACUUGCAGCUCGUUCGGAUUCAUUUAUGUGGAAACUUUCUUUGUUAGGUUGUGGUGUCAAAUACUUGACAGCCAGGCUGGACUUUAAAAGAAGAAGACUGCGGCCUCUCCGACUAUAUAGGACAUGCUAAGUUAUGGAGACUUGGAGCAAAACAGCAUCUAUUCAUAAUCUCCUAUAGCUUUCCAGAACAGUUCAUGGGAAAAACUUGCUGUCUAACCGAGUUAGCUCAUUGUUUAGCAUUUCUGCUAUAGAGAGUGAUGUUAGCAUUAGCUCUAAGAAUGCUACCCAGAUUUAAACAAACUUUCCCUUUAAAAGUCACUUUUAAUUGCACACAUACAGAUGAAGUAUGCGUACAAUCUUUUGUAAUUGCCAUUUAUUGAUAUUAUAUUGAUAACAGGAAAUAACCAUCAUUAAAUUCCCAUGGAAAUUAUAUAUGAUGUAUUUCAUAAAUUCAGCUAUUAUACAAAUUUUAACAGUUUUCCUCUGCAGCACAAAAAAAACUGGAUGUGUGUUAAGCAGUGUUUUCGUCUUCCAUAUUGUGCACGCUGACAGUGUUGGCAUCUAUCACUUUAAAGUUUCUCACGUCCUCCCAUCGCCCAGCACCACUCACUCCCUGCAGCACACCCCCGCCCACCCACCCUUUUAUCCUCGUCUCCUUGUCGGUGCAGAGGCGUAUGAAUACAUGAAUGACAAUAGUGUGUGGGUGACAGCGGAGAUUUGCAGGCGCAAAGCAGCGUCCGAGAAGCGGGUGGUAGAGGUGGCGGCGAGUUCGGCUUGCAGACAGGCAAUUGGCACGGAAAAAAUCCCCAGCAGAGCUUCCUCUGUAAACACUUUGUCUGGCAGGUUCCAAUCUGUGACCUCUUUUGUGAUUAAAGAAGGAGAAAAUGAGUGAUUUCUAUGCCAGUGUGUGGUGCACUGGAGAAGCUGUCAAUUAAUUUAGGAUCUAUUUGAUUGUCUGUCCAGCCUUUCUUUCUCCCAUUUAAUUUUAUUUCCUCUAAGUUUUAUGGAUACAUUAUGAAAUUGGAGCCUAUAGUUUAAUGAAAUGCACAUAGUUAAAUAUGAUAGAUGAUCCUCUUAAUCCAAAUUUGUUAUUGUUUUUCAUUCCAUUUAUUCACAAAGUAAAUUUCAGUCUCUGCUCAUGUGCAUUAUGAAUGAAUGGUGCAAAAACUUCUGGGCGGGCUUGCUCGCUUAGUUAUGGUGAAAGCCUCCCCGAGAAACUGAGAUUUGCUCUAUAAAAUGUUCUGCUUUUGUUGUAUUUUAUAACUGUUUAGCUAUUCACCUCAGCGGGCCGGCAGAUUUAGAUAUGCAUUAUUAAAAUGAGCAAACCACCCAGUCUCAAAGCUGCUACUUUAUUAGACAGUCAAAAUUGUUUUUCCUCAGAACACUAGAAAUUAAUACAGAAAGUUCUCAUUUCAUUAAAAUGUUGUCCUGUUAGUCUUUGACAUUUAACACUGACACAACUGAAAUGUGAAUAAACUAAGAGGCAGGUAUUGAUUUAAAAUAACUGUUUGACAUUUUAGGAAAUCUGCUGCAGAAACUUAGGUCUGUAUGCUAAAUAUAAAGCUACAGCUAGCAGGUUAGCUAGCGUAGGAGAAAGGCUGGGGCAAAUGGCUAGCUUGGCUCUGUCCUUAAGUUCACAAGUUAACACAUGAUAACUUGAUUGUUUUAUCUGAAGUGUAAAAAUAUCAAUUGUGACUUUGUGCAGAUUUUAAAUAAACAGUCUAACAGUCAGGCUAGCCGUUUCCUUCUGCUUCUGAUCAAAGUAAGCUAACCAGUCACUGGCUAUAGCUUUAUACGAAGCUAUCUGCUAGCUCCUGCUAAAUAAAAGUCGAUGACAUCACAGCUCCCCAAACGUGAAGCUGAAACAACUUGAUAAUUUUAAUUAGUUAUUUGAUGCUAUAAAACAAGUGUAACGUCAUGAUUGACAGCUGUGAUUAACUCAUGAUUGGGUCGGGCGGGUGAAUGGGCGGGACCAGCUCCACUGUGUUACCAGCACAAGGUGGCAACGCUUGUAUCUGGGAAAUUAUGGCUUCAUUUCUUUACCGUGGGAGGAAGUGAAGAAGCAUCGUGCAUCUUUAUAAACUUUCAUUGUAGGCUACUGAAAGAAUUGAGUUCUACCAUUACACAGGAAGUUUAAAGACUCCUAAAAUGCUUUUCCAGAGGUGAGCAAUCUAACUCUGACCCUGUCCCCAGAACAAUACCUGAUGCAAAUUGAAACCAAAAUGAGACAGAGGCAGGGAACCGUGCACACAGUUGGUUUCUCUCUUAUCUCUACGUCCCUAAACAAGAAACCCAUUAGGUGCUCGAGGCAGCUCGCAUGGAGGAAGGUAAAAAAAAAACAAAAAAAAACUGUGAACCUCUUUUGCCUCUUUAGCUCCGUACACAACAUGUGGAGCAGAUUUUGAUCAUCUCGAGACACAAAAGAAGAGACAGCACAAAAUAUAAAUUGCAGUGUCAUCUUUCAUAAAUGUCACUUUUCUGGCAGGGAAACACUAACCUCCUGUGAUGAUUAAUUUGUGCUUGCUUAAAAAAAAAAAAACGACAUGUAAACAAACAGUUUUGACAAAUAAUCUGCUCUUUAAGAUUCUCAUUUCUAUCUGCAUGUUUUCUUGUUAAGUGAAGGAUAACUGUCUGCUCACCUUGAAUUUACAAAAUCUGUUUAAGAAAGCUGCUUUUCUCAGUUCCUGAAAAGUUGGCUGCUGAGAGUUACAAGCGUUUCAGCCAGCAGCAGUGACAAAGCUCUCAUAAGUAAAUUAGAAAAAGUUAUUUCUCAAUUAUUUAUAAUGGCUUCCUGGAGGAUGACUGCGAGUGAAAUGUGCCUCUGCUGGAUUUUUUUUUUAUUUUGUUUUAUUUCUUUGCAGAAUAAUUCAUAAUUGCAGAGAGAGAUUCUUUUUUUUCCCCCUUCGUAUUUUCACCUCAGGCACCGAAUGAAAUAUUUUGUUUUGGCCUACAGGUUCUGCACCUGAGUAGAAACACAGUUUAUGUGAGCUCCUCUCAUCUGUUGCUUUUCAUUUCCACUUUUCUUUCUCAGCUUUCAAGGUCCCUCGUCCUUCUCAGAGGUUGAGAGUAGACAAGAGUUGUUCUUUUCAAGACACUUGUGAACACCUUCUGAGAGAGUAUGUCGAGUGUUAAUGUGUGUAAAGUUAGAGAAAAAAAACAAAAACCCCAGUAAGUAAACAAACGGAGAAAUGCUGAGGUGAAGAGCAGGCGCAGAGAUGAGGUGAUGAAACCACAUAUUUAGCUCUUAUUAGCAUUGGAAAUCCUUCUCUGGUGGUGAAGCUGUCCGUGUUUGUGCGUCUACAUGCGAUAAAUGUUUACCAAAGCCGUCUCCAGGUCUGCUGAUUUUUGACAUUUUUAAAUUAAUUUUGCCACAUCUGGUGCCUGCUUGUUCUAAAUUGUAAUAAUAUAAAUGUGUAAUUGUCUGUUUGUUGAACCAGGAGGUUUUAAAUGUGAGGUUAUUGAUGUUUGUGAUGUUUUGCUUUCACUGUUCCUCCUAUAUGAUAUAAUUAUUACGAUGGGCUCUUGUUAUUCAUGGUUUGGUUCAUGGUUACUGGCUAUAAGUGCAGUGUUUUUCAUGCCAAAUGUACAUUAUUUAACAGAAAAAUAAAUAUUGGAUAAAACAUGA